Saccharomyces paradoxus is the source of this 1746-nucleotide messenger RNA. RefSeq lists its product as uncharacterized. The transcript has a single exon. The record is from RefSeq and is a predicted model, not a curated record. Gene Ontology annotation, biological process: transmembrane transport. Gene Ontology annotation, cellular component: membrane. Bases 1 to 1746 code for a protein of 581 amino acids. Lineage: Eukaryota; Fungi; Ascomycota; Saccharomycetes; Saccharomycetales; Saccharomycetaceae.
AUGUCUCUUACUCUGGGUGCCGCUAUUUACAUUGCAUUAAAACCUAUAUUUAAAAUAUACACCAUUAUGCUUGUUGGCUAUUUGCUAGCUAAGUUCGAUAUUGUUUCUAUGGAAAAUGCUAAAGGCAUAUCAAAUAUGGUUGUUAAUGCUAUUUUGCCUUGUUUGACCUUUAACAAAAUUGUAUCCAAUAUUUCAUGGAGGGAUAUCAAGGAGAUUGGAGUGAUCAUACUUUCUGCCUUCAUUUUGUUUGUUCUAGGUGCCACCGGCGCCUUAUUUACUACAUUUGCUACAACUGUACCUAAAAAGUUCUUCUGGGGCCUCAUAUUUGCCGGUUUCUUCCCAAAUAUAUCAGAUUUACCUAUUGCUUAUAUUCAGAGCAUGGGAAAUGGCUCUAUCUUUACUGCCGAUGAAGCUGAUAAAGGAGUUGCUUAUUCGUGUAUCUUUCUAUUCAUUCAAAGUUUCCUAAUGAUGAAUUUUGGAAUGUGGAGAGUGGUCGGGCUUGAUUUUAGAGAUACAGAAGAAUCAGAUAGCGAGAAUAUUACUCCGUCAGCAAGCCCCGCCAACGAUGAUUACAAACCUACUGGACUGACAAAGUUACCAAAUAUCGCACGUCCUACAAAUACCUAUCAAUCGGAGGAUACGAGAAAUAAUAGCGAUUUGUCUUGUAACUCUAUCACUACAAAUGAAAUGACACCACGGGCAUAUUGCGAAGAUUUUACUGGCCACAUCAAACCUUAUAAAGGGUCAACUCUUCGAGGAUCGAUUGGUGCAGCCUUUAAAGUUGAAAAUGAUCUUCCACAUGCUGAAAUAUAUAGGGUUUCCUCAACUUAUUCAAGUCCAGGUGCCUUGGAGUUCUCGCGAAUGGAUGACAAUUCCUUCUCAUACAGUCUUAUAUCAAAAAAUAGCGGUGGCAGAAGUACUAUAAGGAAAAGGAAAGCAGAUAUGAGUGAAUUGAUUUCAAAAUACAGUGCUGCCGAAAAAAUAAGACAAGGAGAAUUAGAUUUAUCAAGGCCACUCUCCUUGACUGAAGAAGUUGGAAGCAGGAAUGCAAGUAUUGGUAAUGUGUGCACUGAUACUACCGACAGAAAUUCUACAGAAGAAGAAAAUUGUACUAGCGGUUAUAGUAAUGAGAAGCGCGGCCUCUCUGUGUUUCUAGAAAAACACAAUCUUAAAUGGUUACAGUACUUCAUCAUAAACUGCCUGAGGCCAGCAUCUCUAGGGGCAAUACUAGGCAUUUUUUGUGCAUUAAUUCCCUGGGUUAAGGCGUGCUUCGUAACAACAUAUGUUCAUGUUCAUAAGGCGCCUGACGGAGAACCCGUUCUGAAUUUCCUAAUGGAUUUCACAGAAUAUAUUGGAAAUGCGUGUGUUCCAUUGGGGCUGUUAUUACUGGGUGGAACCUUGGCAAGAUUAGAAAUUCAGUCAUUGCCACCCGGAUUUAUUAAAUCCGCAUUAUUGAUGACAUGCUUUCGAUUGAUCGUCAUUCCCAUCAUUGGCGUCCUAUGGGUAAAUAAAUUGUACUCAAUCGAUUGGCUAGAUACGCGCAUAGGAAAAUUUGACAUGAUAUUAACAUGGUCCAUGCCGAGUGCUACUGCUCAAGUAUAUUUCACAGCCUUUUAUACCCCGGCAUGUGGUGAUCAUAUCCAAAUGAACUGUUUGUCAGUCUUAUUUGUUAUACAGUAUGCAAUUCUUUUCAUCACUGUGGCAUUUGUUGUUACAUAUACUUUAAAGGUUGAUUUAAAGGUUUGA